Messenger RNA from Neoarius graeffei (lesser salmon catfish), 2920 nucleotides. It is a transcript of the gene marveld2b, whose product is annotated as MARVEL domain containing 2b. Gene Ontology annotation, cellular component: bicellular tight junction; apical plasma membrane; cytoplasmic vesicle. The coding region runs from base 127 to 1863 and encodes 578 amino acids. The record is from RefSeq and is a predicted model, not a curated record. Lineage: Eukaryota; Metazoa; Chordata; Actinopteri; Siluriformes; Ariidae. Gene Ontology annotation, biological process: bicellular tight junction assembly. The transcript has 7 exons.
GCCAAUGACAUCAUCAGUUUCGGAAGGAUGGGUCACGUGACGCGACCGUUCACCUGAAGAACAGGUAGCAGAAAGCGGGUGUGUUUAGCUGUACAGAGACCUAAGAAGAAAAACAAAACAAUACUCAUGUCAUCAGCGUACAGGUCAGCGGAGCGUUUUGAUCAUAUCCGAGAUGUCCCACACUAUGACCAAGUGCCUUCUGGGUCACUAUCUCGGGAACAGGACCUCCCGUACCCUGUUGCUGGUGUGAUGCCAGCUGUCAGUACCGACCCCUUACCACCUCCUCCUCUUCCGUUCGACCCACCAGUGGGUCCAGACUUUUACCCGAGUGAUACUGAGGACCAACCGGAUGAAGCCAUGGACAUCAAACCAGUGCGCCGUUUCAUCCCUGACUCUGUGAAGAACUUCUUCCGUGGUGGAAGCUUCCGGAGCAGCAAAACCCAGUCAUUUCCGCCACCUCCAUCGGAAAUCAUGAACAGCACUACCAAAGGGGUGCCAUGUUCGCCUCCGCAAUCUCGGUCAUCUUCACCCAACGCCCUCAGCUCCUUCAGUGAUCCAUAUGGAGGCUCCGGAGGUAGCUACGCCUCACGUAAGGAACAGGCAGCGCUGCUUGGUGAGCCAGUCGAGUCGGUGUCUGUAUCGGUACGCACGGCCAUGACGUACAGCGAGAAGGUGGAGGAGUACCACAUGCGCUACGCCUUUAUGAAGUCAUGGGCGGGCUUGUUGCGCAUCCUUGGCUGUGCCGAGCUCCUCUUAGGUGCUGCUGUCUUUGCAUGUGUCUGUGCCUACGUGCACAAAGAUAACGAGUGGUUUAACAUGUUUGGCUACGCUGAGACUGGCUUUGGAGGGAGUUACGGAGGGGCCAUGGGGGGGAUGUACGGCAACUACGGCGGCAACUACGGCAGCAACUACAGAGGACCCAAGACCCCGUUCGUCCUGGUGGUGGCCGGAUUGGCCUGGAUUGUCACAGUCAUCGUGCUCGUGCUGGGGAUGACCAUGUACUACCGCACCAUCUUGCUGGACUCCAGCUGGUGGCCAGUGACGGAGUGCAUCAUAAACGUAGCACUGGCCGUGUUGUAUUUGUCAGCAGCUAUAGUAUAUGUGAAUGAUACGUUACGUGGAGGGCUCUGCAAUUCCCCGUAUUUCAACAACGGCCCCAAUGCUGCCUUUUGUCGCACCGAAGCUGGACAAACGGCCGGCAUCAUUUUCCUUUUCCUCACCAUGCUGCUGUACCUGGUGGGGGCUGGAGUGUGUCUCAAACUGUGGAGGCACGAAAAGGCAAGACUACGCCGGGAGGCCCUGGCGCAAGAGAUGAAGACUGUCGCAUCGUUACCGCUGACCAUGGUUGGACCCGGAUCCAGUGUAUCAGCACCAGUCUAUAAACCUCAAACAAUGGCUUCUCCUGACAUUGUGGAUGAUGAUCGAACUGUUCCACCAGCUGUGAUGGAGCCGGAGUACCGGAGGGGUCAUAUACCAGCGGGACACAUCCCUAAACCAGUGGUCAUUGCAGAUUAUGUGGCGAAGUACCCCACCAUUCGCACCGAUGAGGAAAAGGACCAGUACAAAGCUGUGUUUAACGAUCAGUAUGCCGAGUACAAGGAGCUCCACGCCGAGGUUCAGGUGCUGGCUAAGAAGUUUGACGAGAUGGACAGUCUGAUUAAGAGCCUGCCAUCUCAGCCGUCCAAUCAAAUGGAGCGAGACCGGAUCAACCAAAUCAUGCAGGAGUACCAGAGGAAAAAGAACGACCCCACCUUCCUGGAGAAGAAGGAGCGAUGCGAGUACCUGAAGAGCAAACUCUCCCACAUCAAGCAGAAGAUCCAGGAAUACGACAAAGUGAUGGACUGGAACGAUGGCUACAGUUAAAACACGUGACCUCAUCAUCGUCUCUGCUGUCUGACAUCGUCACUAACCCAGAGUACUGACAGCGUUAAUGUGUGUGUACUGUGACCCCAGUCACCUGAUCCAGGGUUAAGUCUGAUCUCUGAUGCUUCACUUGCCUGUAAAAUAAACACUAGCACUGUUCAUGAAGUUGUAUAUAGUACUAUAAUCUAAAGGCAGAAUGCUUUUUAAGAAGUUUUUUUUUUUUUUUUUAAGGGAAAAAAACGGCUAUUUAAAUUUGAAAUUAAUUUUUAUUACACGCAGCUCGACAUGUGCCAAAAAUCCGUGUCCUUGUUCCGACUGCUGUCCGCACGCAGGCAGCCUCCUGGAGUGGAAAAGCGUAUUUGAACGUGUCCUUGCUCCACUUACACUAAGGAUUUUUAAAUUGUCACAUGUUAAAUGAGGUGAUUUUAUAUUAUUUGUAUAUAAUCUCACUUUUUUUUUUUUCUCCAUCAUUUCAUGUGAUCCCCAUCCACCAGGAGAAAACAACUUUUACGCUAACCUUAUACUUUGUGAAGAAAGAGAAAUUCCCUCACGACUACUUUUUUUUUUUUUUUUCCCUUAAGCGUACGGUCACGGUGAUGGACAUAACUUUGUGUGAAAACCUUUUUUUUUUUUUUUUUCUCCCACGUUUUAUAACAAGUUCCUCAAAUUCACUCUGGCUUGUUAGAAUGUUUAGGAAAUUUGUGCGAGAUUGUAGUUUUUUUAAAAUGUGAAUUCUUGUAAUUGUAUUUUUGAAAGAUGAUCUAUGCAAUGUGAGACAAUGUUUUAAAUUUUAAAACAUUUUUUAAAGUCAUAGCCAAUUUUACAGUCCUAGCCAAUGUUUCUACAGAAUCCCUGUAUGUACAGUAUGUGCUGCUGGAUGUUAUUGAGUGACGUGGCUUAUUUUAGAUGAGACAAAAUGCACAGGUUUUUUUUUUUCUUCUCUCCAGCUGUCUGCAUAAUCUGUGAUCUUUGCCAUAAUGUAACAUGUUUGCAUGGAGGUGCUUAGAGAAAUUUUACACUUUUGUAUCAGGAGAGUAAAAAAGACAACUUGCGUUAA